Tarenaya hassleriana is the source of this 1681-nucleotide messenger RNA. Its product is annotated as COBW domain-containing protein 1. The record is from RefSeq and is a predicted model, not a curated record. The transcript is spliced from 10 exons. Gene Ontology annotation, cellular component: cytoplasm. Lineage: Eukaryota; Viridiplantae; Streptophyta; Magnoliopsida; Brassicales; Cleomaceae. The coding region runs from base 61 to 1434 and encodes 457 amino acids.
UCUCCAGAGCUCUCGUAUCCGAGUCUCGUUUCGUUCGCCUUAAACCCUGACAAAAAAAAAAUGGCGACUCUCUCCAGACUAGACAUAGCCACAACCUUCAUCUCUUUCACUUCUCGCCGCGCCGGGACCGCCUUUAACCGUCGGUUCUCUUCCGCUGCUGUUCCGCUUUUUUCCCGGCGCAGGGGAGCCACCGUCACCGUUGAAACGACGCCAUCUCCGUUCUAUUCGGCGGUCGUCUAUCCCGAUCGUCGCCGGAGAUAUUUCUCUGCCUCUGCUUCUGCCUCUGCCUCCGCGACGGAGACCGAAGAUUCCGGUGUUGCGACUAAGAUUCCGCCCGACAACCGGAUCCCCGCGACUAUAAUUACGGGAUUUCUGGGUUCCGGCAAGACAACAUUGUUAAACCAUAUAUUGACAGCAGAGCAUGGGAAGCGCAUAGCUGUGAUUGAGAAUGAGUUCGGUGAAGUAGACAUUGAUGGGUCGCUCGUCGCGGCUAAAGCUGCAGGAGCAGAGGAUAUAAUUAUGCUCAACAAUGGCUGCCUCUGUUGCACAGUCAGAGGUGAUCUUGUGAGGAUGAUUUCCGAGUUGGUCAAGACGAAGAAGGGAAAUUUUGACCAUAUAGUCAUUGAGACGACAGGUUUAGCCAACCCGGCCCCGAUUAUUCAGACGUUUUAUGCGGAGGAUGAAAUUUUCAAUGAUGUCAAACUGGAUGGUGUGGUCACUUUGGUUGAUGCUAAGCAUGCUCGAUUGCAUCUGGAUGAGGUCAAGCCCAAAGGUGUCGUCAACGAGGCAGUGGAGCAAAUAGCCUAUGCAGAUCGUAUUAUAGUCAAUAAGACUGAUCUUGUUGGCGAGCCAGAGAUAACUUCAGUUGUGCAGCGGAUAAAGACUAUCAACGGCAUGGCGCACAUGAAGCGGACAAAGUUCGGGAAAGUUGACUUGGAUUAUGUUCUUGGGAUUGGAGGUUUUGAUCUAGAAAGAAUUGAGAGCACUGUCAAUGAAGAUGAGAAGGAGGAUCACGAGUGUCAUGAUCAUCACCAUCACCAUGAUCACGAUCACAAACAUGACCACCAGCACCACCAUGAGCAUGGUCAUGAACAUGACCAUCACAAUGAUCACCACUCUCAUGAUCAUACUCAUGACCCCGGUGUCUCUUCCGUUAGCUUAGUUUGCGAAGGAAGCUUAGACCUCGAAAAGGCCAACAUGUGGCUCGGGACGCUGUUGCUGGACCGCAGCGAGGAUAUCUACAGGAUGAAGGGUCUCCUCUCUGUCCAUGGCAUGGACGAGAGAUUCGUAUUUCAGGGAGUACAUGACAUAUUCCAAGGAUCACCCGACCGGUUAUGGGGACAAGACGAACCGAGAAUCAACAAGAUCGUGUUUAUCGGCAAGAACUUGAACAGGGAAGAAUUAGACAAUGGUUUUAAGGCUUGUUUGAUUUGAAAUUCCCAGUCAGGUUCCGUCUUAAAUACCUUUUAUGCGGCCGUAGUUCCCUAACAUGGACAAUGCACAAUGGCAAUUGAUGACGCAUGCAUUUGUUUCCUAGUUGGCGUUCUUAUCAAUAAUUCAUACUAUAACAAUCCAUUCGUCUUCACUGUCUUGAUGAUUUUUUUCCAUUUACGGCCCCAUGGAUACAAGGUAAAAUUGACUCAAGCGUCCUAAAUUACAUUGUGACUUGGCUGUUAUUUCA